Molecule: messenger RNA, 1125 nt
Organism: Scheffersomyces stipitis CBS 6054
Lineage: Eukaryota; Fungi; Ascomycota; Pichiomycetes; Serinales; Debaryomycetaceae
Gene: CHT1
Product: Cht1p
Exons: 1
Biological process (GO): carbohydrate metabolic process
Cellular component (GO): extracellular region
Molecular function (GO): chitinase activity
Source: RefSeq, a predicted model, not a curated record
CUCUUUUAUAACCUACACAUUCAUUAACUUGAUUCACUUGAAUCUUCCAUUCCUUUACACUCACAAGACUUUGAUUCAAUUGAAUCGUUCACUCCUUUCGCAGCCAAUUUUACAUAGCCUCUGCAAACUUCUAAAGAGCUGAAGUCUAACAUAGCCAUACAUAUUUCCCAACAUUACAACUAUACCAUGUACUAUAGAAUUUUUCUUACAUUAUUCAUAGUUCUUAGAAUUGCAACUGCCUUUGAUGCCUCGUCUUCAACAAAUGUUGCAGCAUACUGGGGUCAAAACGCCGCAGGAUCUCAGACAACUUUGGGCUCAUACUGUCAAUCCAAUGAUGUUGAUAUAAUAAUCUUGUCGUUCUUGAACGACUUCCCCGACUUGGGACUCAACUUCGCCAACAUGUGCUCAGAAACAUUUUCUUCAGGAUUGUUGCACUGUUCUCAGAUUGGAGAAGAUAUCAAGUACUGCCAGAGCCAGGGCAAAAAGAUACUCUUAUCGUUAGGUGGUGCUACUGGGAACUACGGCUUAGCUUCUGAUACUGAGGGCGAAGCCUUGGCCACCACCUUAUGGAACAAAUUCGGCGGUGGAUCUGACUCUGAGAGACCAUUUGAUGAUGCUGUUGUUGACGGUUUCGACUUUGACAUUGAAAAUAAACAACAAACAGGCUACCCAGCCCUUGGUAACAGCCUUAGACAAUACUUCAGUCAGGAUUCCUCCAAAACCUACUACUUGUCUGCUGCUCCGCAGUGCCCAUAUCCUGACGAAUCUGUUGGUGACUUGUUAUCACAGGUUGACAUCGACUUUGCCUUCAUUCAAUUCUAUAACAAUUACUGUUCCCUUGACAAGACUUUCAACUGGGAUACCUGGGCAGACUUCGCUGCCAGUACUUCUCCCAAUAAGAACAUCAAGUUGUAUCUUGGUUUGGCAGGCUCUCCCCUGUCGGCUGGCUCAGGAUAUGUAGAUAUCAACACCGUCCAAGCAAUUCUUCCCACUAUUCAAAGUAGCAGUGCUUUUGGUGGUAUUUCUGUAUGGGACAUCUCAUCAUCUAUUGCCAACAACGACUUUCUUCAACAACUUAAGUCAGCUUUGGGAAGUGUGCCAGCUAGAGCACCAACAUCGGACUCU